AUGACGGCAUCGGAUCUGUCGUCUGGCAUGUCAGACGUGGAGAGUCUUGAGACAACUGACACACAAGAAGAGGGUGCUUAUUUGAUGUUCGGCUCAUCAAGAAAAACAGGCUUGUCGAAAUCUAAGUCUAAUAUUAUUGCAAAAUAUGUUGGGGAAUCCAAAAAAAAUCUGAAAAAGAAAAUAGAUAGUGCUGCUAGGGGAGUGCUCUUUAUUGAUGAAGCAUAUUCCCUUGUGAAAUCAGCAAAUGAUUUUGGCAUUGACGAGAUACAUACAUUAAUGCAUUACCGUAAUGGCAAUUCCAUGUCCAAUACACCAGUAUUUUACUCUUGCUGGGUAUCAAAAGCAUAUGGGAAGUUUUUUGAAAGUGAAUCCAGAAUAACAACGAAGGUUCAGUACUAA
This is a messenger RNA of Saccoglossus kowalevskii, 399 nucleotides long. Its product is annotated as protein cfxQ homolog. Lineage: Eukaryota; Metazoa; Hemichordata; Enteropneusta; Harrimaniidae. The record is from RefSeq and is a predicted model, not a curated record.